This is a messenger RNA of Ilex paraguariensis (yerba mate), 592 nucleotides long. The record is from the annotation of a GenBank genome assembly. Lineage: Eukaryota; Viridiplantae; Streptophyta; Magnoliopsida; Aquifoliales; Aquifoliaceae.
CUCUCUCUCUCUCUCUCUCCUGCGCUUCUCUUUUCUUUUUGGUAUUCUUGUUUCUCAUAUAAGAGAAUGGGGGACUCUUCUGCUCAAUAUAUCCACAUGGUAAGCACAUAUAUAUAUUGGGAGUUUUGAUCCUUGACAUGACAAUUGUAUCUGUUACCCUCUUAUUUCUCAGAUUAAAAUUGAUCUGUGGGGUGUGAGAUAUAUUGUAGGUGCAGCACCUAAUAGAAGAGUGCAUCAUAUUCAAUAUGAGCAAAGAAGAGUGCAUGGAAGCUCUUUCCAAACAUGCAAAUAUCCAACCAGUCAUCACUUCCACAGUGUGGAAGGAGCUAGAGAAAGAGAACAAGGACUUCUUUGAGGAUUAUACAAAGAACAGAGAAGAAAGAGAAUCCAAGAAGGAGGGGGGGCAAAGAUUCCACAAGAUGCAUUUGGAUUCUUUUACAAAAGAUACCAACGGUGACGAUGAUGAGUAGUUCUAUUCAGAUAGCGAUGUCGGAGGCUUGGCUUUGCAUUAUUCACUUUAGGCUGCUGUACUGGUUCACCACAUGUGAUAUAUCCUAUUCAAGUGAAAGGUAAUUAGCUCAUAACUGCGUUG